Messenger RNA from Hibiscus syriacus, 1223 nucleotides. RefSeq lists its product as uncharacterized. The coding region runs from base 45 to 1223 and encodes 392 amino acids. The transcript has 3 exons. NCBI's taxonomy places the organism in Eukaryota, Viridiplantae, Streptophyta, Magnoliopsida, Malvales, Malvaceae. The record is from RefSeq and is a predicted model, not a curated record.
AGAUAUAUGAGUUAUCUGUUACCCUCACUGCUUCUCCUGAUCAAAUGAAUGCUGCAAGCCGAAACUCUUUGUUGAUGGAUGAAUACUCCGAUGAGGAUGAAGAACAAAUGCUUGAAGCAAAACAUGAGGCAUAUCCUACUAAAAGUGACUAUGAUAUCAAGAGAACAGCCCUGGAAGAAGAAUCGGUUGAGAGAAUUGAUUUGUCAUGCUUUUCUGGUAAUCUACGGCAUGAUGACCGUGAUAAUUCUCGUGACUGUUGGAGAAUAACGGAUGGUAACAAUUUCAGAGUACGUAGCAAGCAUUUUUGUUACAACAAAUCAAAGAUUCCUGCGGGAAAGCAUUUAAUGGAUCUGGUUGCUGUUGAUUGGUUUAAAGACACAAAAAGAAUAGAUUAUGUUGUCAGGCGUCAAGGCUGUGCUGCACAAGUUGCUUCAGAGAAGGGGCUUUUCUCUUUGGUCUUCAAUGUUCAACGAUUUGUUGAUGGCGUUGAUGAGUUUCGCAAUAGUAGACUGAAGCUUAUUCCAUCAGUACCAAAGAUAGUUUCAUUCGUUUCCUUUUUGCUCAUCUCUUAUGGCUACUGCAUCACCUGCGAACGCCUUUGCGUAACGGAGCCUCGAACUACUACUGCAAUCGGAUGUGUAUUUUACUCGACUCUUGUUGGCUACCGAGCUUUUGUACCUUAUUUCAAGGUUCUGUUACUACUUAAUUACAUGAUUUCUUUCUAUGUAAUUUUUCAUCAUAUAUCGCAAAAUCUAUUACUGUUGCUGGAGCAAUUGACUUAUAUUGAGGAUGAGGAGGUCCAACUAAUGCGUGAUGCCGUUUAUAUGAAGUACAGAAUGUUAAAGAAAUUUCUGGGUGCUAUGCAAAUAGUUACAGUGGCAGAAACUAUGAUAUACAUUAACAUUUAUGACUCCUCGGAGAAUUACUGGCUUCGGUCAUUGGUUCGGGAAUGGGCUCAAUUCUGCAUCUUUAUGUACAUUGGAUUGACUUUUAGGUCAAAAGAAUUGGCACCACAUUUUUCGGUUAUGCCAACUUUGAAAUCUAAAGCGGAUUUAAUGGUCCCUCCGAUCUAUCGUAUAGAAAAUUAUUUGAAGUCUUAUUUGUAUGGUGGAUUGUCCGUGUUUGUGAGAAAAAGAUUGGAAGCUAGAAAUCAAGUUAGUGAGAUUAAAUUCAAGAAUCAUAUUUUGGGUUUUGUUGACUUCAUGAGUUUGAUUAUGAAAUGA